AUUUCAUCAAUUUUGAAAACAACUGUGAAUGGUGUCCAAGCUUGUUUUUGUUCAUACUAAAGUUUUUUUAAAUACUGAAUUCUUAUUUUUGUGUUUUUUUUCCUCCAAUUUAGCAUAAUUUUAGCUAAAUACUAGGUUCAGUGGAAUGAAGAUAUUUUGAAGAUCCCGAAAUAAACAUGUUUCUCUACAAUUUAACUUUACAACGAGCUACCGGCGUAACGCAUGCUGUACAUGGAAAUUUUGCUGGUACCAAGCAGCAAGAGAUUGCUGUAUCUAGGGGGAAAAUAUUAGAACUAUUAAGGCCGGAUCCUAAUACGGGAAAAGUUCAUACGCUGCUUACAGUGGAGAUUUUUGGUGUCAUCCGCUCUAUGAUGGCAUUUCGUUUGACUGGAGGUUCCAAAGAUUAUUUAGUCGUAGGAUCUGAUUCUGGAAAAAUUGUCAUUUUGGAGUAUAAUGCUCAAAAAAAUUUUUUUGAAAAGGUUCAUCAAGAGACUUUCGGAAAGAGUGGAUGUCGACGCAUAGUGCCAGGUCAAUACUUAGCAAUUGAUCCCAAGGGACGUGCUGUUAUGAUAGGUGCAGUUGAAAAGAAGAAGCUGGUUUACAUAUUGAAUCGAGACGCUGCUGCCCGGCUGACGAUAUCUUCUCCUUUGGAGGCUCCCAAAUCUAAUACGUUGGUUUAUCACAUGGUUGGUGUUGAUGUUGGAUUUGAAAAUCCUUUAUUUGCUUGCUUAGAAAUGAACUAUGAGGAAGCGGAUAAUGAUCCUAGUGGAGAAGCUUCCGCUACAACUCAGCAAACUCUGACGUUCUACGAGUUAGAUUUAGGGCUGAACAAUGUUAUCAGCAAGCAUACUGAACCAUUGGAAGAACAUGGCAACUUUUUAAUAUCAGUCCCCGGUGGAAAUGAAGGACCCAGUGGAGUUCUCAUAUGUUCAGAAAACUAUAUAACAUAUAAAAGUGUCGGAGAUUUGCACCCAGACAUCAGAUGUCCCAUUCCGCGAAGAAGGAAUGAUUUGGAUGAUCCAGAAAGAGGAAUGAUCUUUGUUUGCAGUGCCACUCACAAAACAAAGUCGAUGUUUUUUUUCCUCGUGCAGUCUGAACAAGGUGAUAUCUUCAAGAUUACUUUAGAAACUGAUGACGAUGUUGUGAGUGAGGUUAAGUUGAAAUAUUUUGACACUGUGCCUGUUGCGUCCUCUUUGUGUGUAUUAAAAACUGGUUUUCUUUUUGUUGCAUCUGAAUUUGGAAAUCAUUACCUGUACCAAAUUGCCCAUCUCGGAGAUGAUGAUGAUGAGCCAGAGUUUAGCAGCGCCAUUCCCCUGGAAGAGGGAGACACGUUCUUUUUCGGACCGAGGGCUUUGAAAAAUCUUGUUUUAGUUGAUGAACUGGAAAGUUUGUCUCCCAUCAUGCACUGUCAAAUAGCUGAUUUGGCCAAUGAAGACACCCCUCAGCUCUACGUUGCCUGUGGCAGAGGUCCAAGGUCUACAUUAAGGGUUCUGAGACAUGGAUUAGAGGUGUCAGAAAUGGCUGUCUCAGAACUUCCUGGAAAUCCUAAUGCUGUCUGGACUGUAAAAAGAAAAUCUGAUGAGGAGUUUGAUGCUUUCAUCAUUGUGUCUUUCGUCAAUGCUACUUUGGUCUUGUCGAUUGGAGAAACGGUUGAAGAAGUGACGGACUCUGGAUUUCUCGGAACAACACCCACUCUGGCUUGCGCUCAGAUCGGUGACAAUGCCCUCGUCCAAAUAUAUCCUGAUGGAAUUCGUCACAUACGAAACGACAAGCGAGUGAACGAGUGGCGCACGUCGGGCAAAAAAACGAUCACAAAAUGUGCCGUGAACCAGCGGCAAGUGGUGAUAUCACUAACCGGUGGUGAACUAGUUUAUUUUGAAAUGGAUCCUUCAGGCCAAUUGAAUGAAUACAAGGACAGAAAAGUGAUGACCGCAGAUGUUAUAUGCAUGGCCCUUGCCAGUGUGCCCAGUGGAGAGCAGAGAGCCAGGUUUUUAGCUGUGGGGUUGCUGGACAACACAGUCCGCAUCAUAUCUCUCGAUCCUUCGGACUGCCUAUCUCCCUUGAGUAUGCAGGGUCUCCCAAACACCCCAGAGUCCCUGGCAAUUGUGGAAAUGGGAGGAGGUGAGGGGACGGGAAGAGACAGCAGUGGACAAGGAACUUUGUACUUGAACAUUGGACUGCAAAACGGUGGUUUGUUGAGGACAGUUUUGGAUCAAAUCUCUGGUGACUUGACUGAUACGAGAUCUCGAUACUUGGGUUCAAAGCCUGUUAAAUUAUUUAAAGUCAGAAUGCAGGGGAAUGAUGCUGUGGUUGCCAUAUCCAGCCGCUCUUGGCUCAGUUAUUACUAUCAGAACCGCUUUCACCUCACCCCACUCUCCUACGAGACUCUGGAGUAUGCAUCAGGUUUUUCAUCGGAACAAUGUCCGGAGGGCAUUGUUGCUAUUUCCCUCAACACUUUAAGGAUUUUAGCUUUAGAGAAAUUAGGUGCAGUUUUCAAUCAAGUGGCCACUCCCCUCGAAUACACUCCCCGUAAGUUUAUCAUCCAUCCUGAGAGCAACAAUUUGAUCCUCAUUGAAACAGAUCACAACGCCUACACAGAGAAGACUAAAGGAAUCAGAAAAAGACAGAUGGCUGAGGAAAUGGUAGAAGCUGCAGGAGAAGAGGAACAGGAGUUAGCUGCGGAAAUGGCUGCCCAAUUUUUAAGCGAAAAUCUUGAUGAGAAAUGCUUUGGUUCACCCAAAGGAGGAACUGGCAUGUGGGCAUCAGUGAUCCGUAUUUUGGAUCCCAUUGAAGGGAAGACUAUUUUCAAAGUUCCUCUCGAACAAAAUGAAGCAGCUUACAGUUUGUGCCUUGUGAAAUUUGCUAGUCACGGCGAAGAACAGUUCCUUCUGGUGGGAAUUGUCAAAGACUUACAACUUAAUGUUGGACAUUGUAAUGGUGGAGUGAUCCACACUUACAGAGUUUUGAUUGACGGAAGGAAGCUUGAACUUUUGCAUAAGACGCCAGUCGAUGGCAUGCCCGUUGCCAUAUGCCCGUUUCAAGGAAGAGUUUUAAUUGGUGUUGGCAGCAUGCUGAGAAUCUACGAUAUUGGGAAAAAGAAACUUUUAAGGAAGUGUGAAAACAAACAUCUGCCCAACCAGAUAGUUACUUUGCAAGCAGUAGGCAACCGCAUCAUUGUGGGAGACGUGCAGGAAAGCUUUUUCUAUGUCAGGUAUAAGCGUCAAGAUAAUCAGCUUAUCAUCUUUGCUGAUGACACCAAUCCCAGGUGGGUGACUUCUGCCUGCCUUUUAGAUUGCAACACAGUGGCUGGAGCUGAUAAAUUUGGAAACAUAUCUAUAAUUCGUUUACCUACUGUGAUUAGUGAUGAGGUUGAAGAAGAUCCCACAGGUGUCAAGGCUCUCUGGGACAGAGGUUGGCUGGGAGGAUCUUCACAAAAGGCUGAAGUGAUUUCGAACUUCCACAUUGGGGAAGUGGUUCUAUCUCUACAAAAGUCUACUCUCAUACCCGGAGGAUCGGAAUCGUUGGUGUACACGACACUCUCUGGAUCUAUUGGCGUGUUUGUCCCCUUCACAACCCAUGAAGAUCAUGAUUUCUUUCAACAUUUGGAGAUGCACAUGAGGUCUGAGAAUCCCCCUCUCUGUGGAAGGGAUCACCUUUCUUUCCGUUCCUACUACUAUGCAGUAAAAAAUGUAAUUGAUGGUGACCUGUGUGAACAAUUUAAUUCUUUGGAUCCUGCAAAACAGAAGAGUAUUGCCCAUGACUUUGACAAGAACCCAAGUGAAGUGUCGAAAAAGUUGGAAGAAAUUAGAACAAGAUAUGCAUUUUAAAACCUCCUCUUUUUAAUACAACUGUACAUAUUGCCAUUUAUCAUAAAAGGAAAUAAAUAUUUGUAUUUCUUGUCA
Molecule: messenger RNA, 3902 nt
Organism: Parasteatoda tepidariorum (common house spider)
Lineage: Eukaryota; Metazoa; Arthropoda; Arachnida; Araneae; Theridiidae
Product: splicing factor 3b subunit 3
Source: RefSeq, a predicted model, not a curated record